Messenger RNA from Tripterygium wilfordii, 1302 nucleotides. Its product is annotated as long-chain-alcohol O-fatty-acyltransferase-like. Lineage: Eukaryota; Viridiplantae; Streptophyta; Magnoliopsida; Celastrales; Celastraceae. Gene Ontology annotation, biological process: lipid metabolic process. The transcript has a single exon. The record is from RefSeq and is a predicted model, not a curated record. The coding region runs from base 72 to 1169 and encodes 365 amino acids.
UCAUAUAUACCCCUUCGAAGGAGAGACUUUGUGUGAGAAAAACAAGAACAAGAAAGACAACAACAACAACUAUGUCUCUCUCAGUGUCUGAUUUUCUCCUAAAUUUUCCGGGAAAACAGGAGAAAAUGGAGGGAGAGAUCCAGAGGUUCGCCAUGGUCUGGGCUUCUGCCAUGCUUGCACUCUGUUAUUGUCACACAAUUGGCAGAAUCACCAUACCAGGAAAAUCUCGACUUAUUGCAUUUCUACCUAUUGUACUUCUCUUCCUCUACCUCCCGCUCAAUCUCCACACAAUCUUUCUUGGGGGUCCUACAGCUUUCUUCCUUUCAUGGCUCGCCACUUUCCGACUCCUCCUCUUUGCCGUCGGUAAGGGUCCUCUGUCUUCCACCUCCCCAGUUAUUCCUCUUCAACACUUCCUACUCGUCUCUUGUCUCCCGAUCAAGAUCCUGCAAAACAAGUCCGACCCGUCUCUUAAAACCCACAAAUCUCCCUUGAAUUACUCCGUCAAGUCUCUGAUUUUCGCCACGGUUGUCCCGAUUUUUCAAAACAAAGACAAAAUCAAUCCCAACAUUAUAAAGCUGUCGUAUUGUAUUUACUUGUAUUGCGCUAUCGAGCUGUUUUUGGCUGUGAUUGCAGCCAUGGCUCGAGUUUGGCUGGGCGUGGAGUUCGAGCCGCAGUUCGAUGAGCCGUACCUCGCCACUUCAAUACAGGACUUUUGGGGGAGAAGAUGGAAUCUCAUGGUCACGAGUACCCUGCACCCGACGGUCUACGACCCGGUCCGGAAGAUUUCGGCCCGGCUCUUCGGACGCAAAUUCGCGCCUCUCCUGGCUGUUGUGGCGUCUUUUACGGUGUCUGGCUUGAUGCACGAGCUCAUCUUCUACUACAUUGGAAGAAAAACCCCUAAUUGGGAGCUCACGUGCUUCUUUGUUCUACACGGGGUGUGUUUGGCUAUCGAGGUCGCCGUGAAGAAGGAGAUGAACGGAAAAUUGAGGCUGCCGGGUCUUGUUACAGGUCCGGUGGUGGUGGGGUUCGCUUUGGCUACCGGUGCUUGGUUGUUCAUGCCGGCGGUUUUGAGGUCGGAAUUUGACGUCAAGGCGAACAGGGAGUCUAUUGCCUUCAUCGAAUUUGUUAAAGGUAUUGGUAUUCAUCCAAAUACGCACCGUUUAAUGUAAUUACCAUUUGGUCAUUAUAUGUGUCUGCAGAUUGAAGUCAGAUUCAUAAAUGCGAUAAUGGCUGUUUGGCGGCUUUGGCCUUGAUCUUGACCAAACUUAAUGUAUCCAAACUUGUCAAUUUUACUUUUUAUUC